AAGGUUGGGGUGAUGGUGAACUACCCACCACUUAUAGAAGUGGGGGCUUCUCGGUUCCUAGACAAGGCUAUCACCUAGUCUCCCCGAAGGCUCAAACCGAGCCAUUCUUGCCAACUAGCAAGUAUGGAAGUGGGGAAGAUAGCGAAAGUGAAAUAGAAGAAAAAUAUAUUGAAUGGUCUGAAAAAACUCCUUAUAAAAAACAUCCUACUGCCGUUACUACUAGUAAAAUGAUAAAUACUAAAGAAAUCACUACUAAAUUACAAGAAUAUUAUGCUAGUGGAGAUUUAAAUCUUAAACUUGACAGUCUUAGUUUAGCCGAAGUAAAUAUUCAGGAAGGACAAGAACAAUCUUCCCUCCAAGCCCAACAAUUACAAGAACCUAAAUAA
Messenger RNA from Racocetra persica, 386 nucleotides. The record is from the annotation of a GenBank genome assembly. Lineage: Eukaryota; Fungi; Glomeromycota; Glomeromycetes; Diversisporales; Gigasporaceae.